Coccinella septempunctata (seven-spotted ladybird) is the source of this 1753-nucleotide messenger RNA. RefSeq names its product potassium/sodium hyperpolarization-activated cyclic nucleotide-gated channel 3-like. The record is from RefSeq and is a predicted model, not a curated record. The coding region runs from base 44 to 1744 and encodes 566 amino acids. The transcript has a single exon. Lineage: Eukaryota; Metazoa; Arthropoda; Insecta; Coleoptera; Coccinellidae.
UUCACAUGUACAAUUGAAUGUUUAAGAUCGAAGUUAAGAAAUAAUGUCGAAGUCACAAUCAAUUUCGGUAUUGAGAAACUAUCAUGACUGCGAUUUGGCAAGAGGAUCUGAAAGCUAUCUUCCAGGAUUACCAACUCAUGCAGCUUCCUGUGCUAAAUGGUGUAGACACCUGAGGAAAUUUAUGAUUUUAGAUAAGAAACACCGCAAGUCAAAGCAGGUAUUUCGGAGUUACUCGGCAAUAAUGACAGAGAGAAAAAGGCAUGCACUUGGGACACAUGGUUUUAUAAUACAUCCCUUCAGUAUAUUCGCCAUAUACAGAGAGCAUAUGUUGUGUAUAUUAUGGAUGAUAUCUUUCGCCCUAGAUCCUUAUAAUGUCAGUUUUCACCAUACCGCCUAUUUCUCACCGAUAAGCCUGCCGAUCCAGAUGUUUGUAGAUCUCUUAAUAUUCAUCAAUAUCAUAUUAGAGUUCUUCGUUGGCUAUUACGUACCCAUAACCAAAGAGAUUGUACUAGAACCAAAAAAUAUCCGACUGAGAUAUUUGAGGACAUAUUUUUUCAUAGAUUUAUUUUCAUGUUUACCGUACUACCAUAUAUGCUUGUUAUUUGGUUUGAUCACCAUGAACUCCCGAUUUGAUUUCGUUGGAAUGAUCAAACUGAUCAGAAUAAUCCGUUUGAAUACCAUGAGCGCUUUCAUGAGAGACCUCUUUCUAGAGAUAAAAAUGGGAGAAUCGGCUAUUAAAUGGGUCAAGAUCUUCCUGAAGACUGUGUAUCUUAUACAUUGGUGGGCGUGCAUCUUCCACGGAUUCCCUAUUAUGUGGAGCCACGGAUUUUCCAGACUGACCGAAGAUUCGUGGCUGAUAAGAGCAGACUUAUACAAGGAUGAUGUCGAUAUAUCGAUGAGUUACAGGUACCUUGUUUGUUUGCUGACAGCAACGAGUCAUUUUUAUGGAGCUAGCGAUGCCAAUCAGCAUUUCAUAGAACCUAUAGAGAAGGUUAUGGCUUCCAUUUGCCUAGUAACUGGUUUUGGUUAUUGUUCAUAUUUCGCUGCCAAUUUUUUGCAAAUAUUCGGCUCCAUCAACAUCGCAGACAGUAAGUACGACGAGUUGAUUUACCAGUUGGAGGAGUAUAGCAGAGUUAAAAAGUUACCAGAAGAUUUGCAACAGCGACUAAAGGCAUAUUACGAAUAUAAAUUCCAAAAAAAAUUCUUCAAUCAAGAGGCUAUUUUGAACACUUUAUCCGAACAUCUUCGUUAUGAAAUUCUUCUUUUCAAUUGCCGACAUAUAAUAGAAAAGGUUAUGGCUCUCCAAGGAUUAUCCAAGAGUGUUGUAGGAGGACUCAUAGCCAACUUUAAGUUAGAGGUGUAUUUACAGAAUGACGUGAUAAUAAAACAUGGUGAUCCUCCUUUCAAGAUGUAUUUCAUCUCUCAUGGGACAGUUGCCGUUUUUUGGUCUAAUGGACAAGAACUAACCCACCACGAAGAUGGAGAUUUCUUUGGGUCGCUUCAGGAACCAAGCAUUGUGAGUGUUGUGGCCGCAGAAAUAACAGAAACUUUUUCUAUGGACGUGACGGACGCUAGAUACAUAUUCAAGUUGGAAAAAGAAGUAUCUGACAGGAUGAGUCAGUUGCAAGCUUCGAAGCAGGCAGAGUAUCGUAGUUUGGCUCAGAUGCUAGAGGAGAGUGAGGGCAAAAGUGUAUUGAUGGAAUUGAGAAGAGGAUAUAUCUUAGAGAAACGACAUUACAGAUGAAUAUUGAUU